AUGGCCUAUUUCCGCAUCACACUCCUCCGCAGUGCCAUCGGCCUGCCGUCAAAAACCAGCGGCGUACUGAAAGCCCUCGGUCUGCACAAGCGAAUGCGGACUGUCUAUCAUCCCGUCUCGCCGUCAGUUGCUGGACAGAUUUUCGCGGUCAAGGAACUGGUGGAUGUGCAGGAAGUGGAUCAGGCAUUGACACCGAAAGAGAUGAAGGAUUUGAGGACCCCAGACCCGGGCUAUUAUGUUGAGAAGAAGUGGGAGGACAUUGUGAAGGAGCAGAGCUCGAACUGA
Molecule: messenger RNA, 285 nt
Organism: Zasmidium cellare ATCC 36951
Lineage: Eukaryota; Fungi; Ascomycota; Dothideomycetes; Mycosphaerellales; Mycosphaerellaceae
Exons: 1
Coding region: 1-285 (94 amino acids)
Biological process (GO): translation
Cellular component (GO): mitochondrion; large ribosomal subunit
Molecular function (GO): structural constituent of ribosome
Source: RefSeq, a predicted model, not a curated record